Labrus bergylta (ballan wrasse) is the source of this 3173-nucleotide messenger RNA. RefSeq names its product CUGBP Elav-like family member 3. NCBI's taxonomy places the organism in Eukaryota, Metazoa, Chordata, Actinopteri, Labriformes, Labridae. Gene Ontology annotation, biological process: regulation of alternative mRNA splicing, via spliceosome; mRNA splice site recognition. Gene Ontology annotation, cellular component: nucleus; cytoplasm; ribonucleoprotein complex. The record is from RefSeq and is a predicted model, not a curated record. Gene Ontology annotation, molecular function: mRNA binding.
AGAUACCGGUAUACGACGUGAAAAGCCAUCUAGCCGUCGGACGAGUGAGACGUCAGAAGAAAUUUGGGAAGUAGGUGAGAAAUAGUCAGAAAGAGCACCCACCGGUAUCUGUUGCAACAAUACGCAAGGCUGAAAUAGGCUGAGGAAAGGGAAACGAGUUUAAAACAGUUUAAAGCGGCGGGUUAGCCAGUUAUCACUUUGUAAUCAAAGAGGAAUUAAGAGUAAGUGAAAACUACCAGGCUAUCUCUGUCCACUCGCUUUCUGAGAGUCCAGAGGUUGGUUGAAUUUCGGCGGGACCCGGUGACAAGCUGUGACACCUGCUACAGGACCGCAACCUCUGGACCUCCAGAGCAGUAACACGGGGGGGAUAUAUUUGACAACCCAUCCGAGCCUGUAGAGUCUGUGCUCCGAAAAGGAGGCGGAGGAGGAGGAGAGCACGGCAGGCACAAAGAGCGGAGAGCAUCCAGAGAGGGGGGGAAGGAGGACGGGACAACAACGGGGACCCAAAAGCGAGCACCCCUUCUUUAAUUUCUAAUCCACACAAGGCAACACUGUGCCUAUAAGCGUCCUCUGCAAACGGGAUCCUGAGCGCUGUUUAACCACCAAAAGGGCUACCUGCUCCUGAUCUGUCUGCCCCUCGGCCCCCGAGUACCCAGUCGUCCGCUCCACACUGUCCUGAUGAAGGAGGCUGACGCCAUCAAGCUAUUUGUGGGGCAGAUUCCCCGGAAUCUGGAAGAGAAGGACCUGAAGCCUAUCUUUGAGCAGUUUGGCAAAAUCUAUGAGCUAACUGUGAUUAAAGACAAAUACACUGGCAUGCACAAAGGAUGUGCGUUUCUGACGUACUGUGCAAGAGAUUCAGCCCUGAAAGCCCAGAGCGCUCUUCAUGAGCAGAAAACGCUACCAGGGAUGAAUCGGCCAAUCCAGGUGAAACCAGCUGACAGUGAGGGCAGAGGAGAGGACAGGAAAUUGUUUGUGGGCAUGCUGGGAAAGCAACAGAGUGACGAGGAUGUCAGAAGACUGUUUGAGCCCUUUGGAAGCAUAGACGAGUGUACUGUGUUGAGAGGACCUGACGGCACUAGCAAAGGAUGCGCUUUUGUAAAAUACCAAGGACACUCUGAAGCACAGGCUGCCAUCAACAGCUUGCAUGGGAGCCGCACAAUGCCUGGAGCGUCAUCCAGUCUGGUGGUGAAGUUUGCCGACACAGAGAAGGAGCGGGGACUGAGGAGGAUGCAGCAGGUGGCCUCCCAGCUCAGCAUCUUCAGCCCCAUGACCCUCAACUUCCCCGCCUACAACGCCUACACACAGGCAGUCAAUGCACAGCUUGUUCAACAGCAGGCCCUGGUUGCCCAGUCAGCGUACUUGUCUCCUGUGGCAACAGUUGCCGCCGUACAGAUGCAGCAGAUGGCGGCACUCAAUGCCAACGGAAUCAUUGCCACACCCAUUACAUCCAUCGCGCCAUCUUCGGGUACAAACACUCCACCAACUAUGGCAGCAACGCCUGUGCCAGCUCUCCCUCCUCCAAUGGGAGUGAAUGGCUACAGCAGUUUGCCCGCCCCCACCAAUGGACAACAAGCAACAGAAGCCCUCUACACCAAUGGCGUUCACCCAUAUCAAGCUUGCUUUUUUUCUCGCUCUUCAGCUCAGAGUCCAGCAGCUCUGGACCCUCUACAGCAGGCAUAUGCAGGCAUGCAACACUACACAGCGGCGUAUCCUGCUGCUUACGGAUUGGUUGGGCAGCCGUUCCCCCAGCAGCCAACACUGGUUGCCCAGCAACACCAGCAGCCCCAGCAACAGCAGCAGAGAGAAGGUCCAGAGGGCUGUAACAUCUUCAUCUACCACCUGCCUCAGGAGUUCAGUGACUCCGAGAUGCUGCAGAUGUUCCUGCCCUUUGGCAAUGUCAUCUCUGCGAAGGUGUUUGUUGACCGAGCCACCAACCAGAGCAAAUGCUUCGGAUUUGUGAGUUUUGAUAACCCAGCCAGCGCUCAGGCUGCCAUCCAGGCCAUGAAUGGUUUCCAGAUCGGCAUGAAGAGACUGAAAGUGCAGCUCAAAAGGCCCAAAGACGCCAACCGUCCAUACUGAGUGAUAUAUGAGAGGAAGAAGAAGACAUGAAAAAGAGGUGAUCAUUCAGAGUCCAGCUGAGGUGGAAUCCCAGGGUUCAUAGUGCUUUCAGACUGUCUGCUACCUUUGAGCGUCCGGGGAGUGCAGCACACACAACACACACACACACACACACACACACACACACACACACACACACACAUACACAAAAAUACACAUGCACUCUGAACACUGAAUCUCAAAUGGUACAAUGCUGAUAUACAAAUGUACAUAAAAUGCACAAACAUUCACACCUGCUGACACACAAAUACACACAUUUGACACAAGUCAGUAAAUUUACAUAUAACAGCCAAGAGGUUGGAAUGACGAUGGUCUGUUUGCAGUUUGCCAACAGGGUGUUUAGUACAGUUAAGAUGACUAAGCGUAUAAGGAAGGUACUGAUGAGAAUAUACCAUGUCUGUUACAUGACAAAUAUAAAGGGGCUGAUGUUUCAUAAUUAAAAAAACGAAAGAAAGUACAAAAAAGACGACUAAAUGAGUAGGUUAGAGAGACUUUGGAGAAAAUCAUAAUGAUGUGUAAAUAAUUUAGUUUACAAAGAGCUGCAUUUAAAAAAAACAGGAAAAAUGCAAAAAGAAUACUACUUUAGAUAAACACUGGAAAGGACACAGCAACAUUAUUGUUAUUAUUAUUAUUAUUAUUAUUAUUAUUACCACUAGUACCAUCAUCAUCCUCAUUAAGGGAUAUUACAUUCCAAAUUGUAAAAUGGGAAAUCACUAACCUAUUUUAAAUUUCUACUUAGAUUUUAGGUGAAACUUGGGGGAGGGGGGAUUGCACUUUUAUUCGGGAGGUUUUAAUAUUUGAGCUAUUUUUUAUUUAUUUACUAAUUUAUCAAUUAUUUUGUUUAUUGGGAGAAGGGGUUUGAGUGGGUUGCAAUAUUUUAAUUUUAGAAUUUUCUAGAGAAAAAAAAAACCUUUUGAGGGCCUGUUUCUGUCAGACUCUUGCAAUGGAGUAAUUAUAAUGUAUGUAUUAAUUAUUACAGCAAUUAUAUUUAUUUCUAAUUUAUUGAAUCCUGUUUUUGAUCCACUCUCUUUUUAAGUUAAAAUAAAAAGUAUCAU